Messenger RNA from Pygocentrus nattereri (red-bellied piranha), 1830 nucleotides. RefSeq names its product E3 SUMO-protein ligase ZBED1-like. Gene Ontology annotation, molecular function: protein dimerization activity. The transcript has 7 exons. Bases 49 to 1785 code for a protein of 578 amino acids. The record is from RefSeq and is a predicted model, not a curated record. NCBI's taxonomy places the organism in Eukaryota, Metazoa, Chordata, Actinopteri, Characiformes, Serrasalmidae.
UCCAACCACAUUGCACUCACACUAACGAUCUGCUCCACACAUUUCGUCAUGGCAUCUAGGCGGACAGUUUAUAUUGAGGCUCCCAAGGGAAGACUCAGUGACAGCAUGGAUCUCAGGCGGAAGCUGGUUGAUAAAAGAGUUGGUCCUGUCAGAGAAAAUGCAGAAAGAGUGAAGGACCUGCCAUUGCAAGACGUGGAUUACAGGAAGAUGCUGGGGAAAAGAAACUGGCUCUGUGAUGAAGAACAGCCCAGCCCCCCAACAGCACAAAAAGGAAAGAGGCCUAAGGCUGAUAACGGAAACCUCACUGAGAGAGAACAUUACAGUAUGUUCCCCCAACUGCAGAGAGGACAACAACAAAUGGUUACAGAGACAGGUCCUCAGCUGUCCCUUUGGCUGAAGAUGAUCAUCUGUGACCUACAUCUUUACACUAUUGUAGAAGAAAAGGGCUUCUUGGAUCUCAUGAGGUCUUUGGGACACAAAAACCCACCGAGCGCUGCUGACGUUUAUUCAGAGAUGGUCCAAAUGUUUGACCAAACGAAGGAGAAGGUGAGGAAAGCAUUAGAAGCCACAAAAAGCGUUACUCUGGCCUGUGACUUCUGGAAUUCAAAGGCUGUGCAGUUCCUAACAGUGACUUGUCACUUAAUCAACAAAUCCUGGAAGCAGGAGUCAUUUGUUUUGGAAACCACACUGGUACCUGAGAAAUCUUCAAGUGAUAGUAACAUCAACCAACUAUACAAAAUAGCGGCCAGGUGGGGCAUUGAGAAGAAGGUCCAUGUGGUCGUAACUAAUGCGAACAACCUGGACAUGGCGGUCCAAAAAGUUGGGUGGAAGCAUUUAUCUUGUUUUGCCAAAACUCUGGACAAAGUGGUGAGGCAGAUCACGAAACAUGCUUCUGUUGGGAAGGUGUUGAAGCGCUGCUGUGAUGUUGCACAUUUUUUCUGCUUUAAUGCAGAAGCAGGAAAGAAGCUCAGAGAGGCUCAGAUUAAGUUGGAUUUACCUCGACAGAGCCUGAUCACUGCUAAAGGCAAUGCAUGGCUUUCAACGCUGAGCAUGCUGGAGAGAAUCUCAGAGCAGCAUGAAGCUCUAAAAGAAGCUCUCAUUGAGACGGACAAGUUGAGAUUGGUGUUGAACGAAGAUGACAGGAAUGUUAUGCGUGACAUAAUAAAAGCUCUCUGCCUUUUCAAAGAAGUCACAGAAGCGAUGAAAAGAGAUCAGCACUGCUCAGCUUCCAAUAUCAUUCCAUGUUUGGAAAAACUGAAGAGGAAGCUUAAGGAGCAGAAGGAGAACGAUGUGGCCCAGUUACUGGCCAAACACUUGUGUUCUGAUCAGUUUAGACCCGCAGACUGGCUGACCAUGAGCACAGCUCUGGACCCGAGAUAUAAACACUUUGUGUUGUCUGAUCCUGUGAUUGCUAAGAGCUUCAAGGAGAAGUUCUUAGAUGAGAUGUAUCUGAUAGCGAAAGCUGAAAAUCUUCCAGUUACUGAAGCCUCUCUCCACAAAAGUAAUUUUGGGGAGUUGGAAAACUACAUUAAAAUGGCUCAGCUUCCACGGGAGGGGAACCCACUGAGUUUCUGGAGAUAUAACUAUAAAAGACUGGCCAGCUUUGCCCCAGAGUACCUUAACAUCGUCACCACGGCCGUCCCGCUGGACCGAGCAUUUGACGUACAAAAGUCACAACUGAUGUCCAGCCGACGAAGCGUCCUGCCGCCAGAACUUUUAGACAUGAUGCUGUUUCUGAAUGGAAACUGCUCUACAGAGACUCCUCUCUGUGGUUAUUUGAGCUGAAGGCUCAGGAAGACGGAGGGCUUCUUGCUUAAGUUCACAGCUUUG